CCACUUCCACCCUGCACCCCUUCUUCCCCCCCUGCACCAUGAACACCAAUGUCUGCGUGGAGCCCGGGCCGAGCCCGGAGGCCCCGGGCUUGCCCAAGGAGAGCCACCUGCCCGAGGGGGCCCUGAACAGCCUUGUGGAUUACAACUCGGAGAUGGAGCGCUACCGCUCCUUCGCCACCUCCUUCUACAAGACCAACGGGGGCGCCUUCCCGCAGGCGGCCAAGAUCGCGCGCAUCACCACCCCCAUCUUCCCCAGCAGCGCCGCCGCCGCCGCGGCCGCCGCGCGCAUCGGCAUGUCCCCCUGGAACUGCGACAACGCGGCCACCGGCGGCGGCGGCGGUGGCGGCGGCGGCGGCGGCGGCGGCAGGACCGGCAUGCACCACCGAAACGACUCCCAGAGGCUGGGGAAAGCUGGCUGCCCGCCAGAGCCGUCGUUGCAAAUGGCAAAUACUAAUUUCCUCUCCACCUUAUCCCCUGAACACUGCAGACCUUUGGCGGGGGAAUGCAUGAACAAGCUCAAAUGCGGCGCUGCUGAAGCAGAGAUAAUGAAUCUCCCCGAGCGCGUGGGGACUUUUUCCGCUAUCCCGGCUUUAGGGGGCAUCUCAUUACCUCCAGGGGUCAUCGUCAUGACAGCCCUUCACUCCCCCGCAGCAGCCUCAGCAGCCGUCACAGACAGUGCGUUUCAAAUUGCCAAUCUGGCAGACUGCCCGCAGAAUCAUUCCUCCUCCUCCUCGUCCUCCUCAGGGGGAGCUGGCGGAGCCAACCCGGCCAAGAAGAAGAGGAAAAGGUGUGGGGUCUGCGUGCCCUGCAAGAGGCUCAUCAACUGUGGCGUCUGCAGCAGUUGCAGGAACCGCAAAACGGGACACCAGAUCUGCAAAUUUAGAAAAUGUGAAGAGCUAAAGAAAAAACCUGGCACUUCGCUAGAGAGAACACCUGUUCCCAGCGCUGAAGCAUUCCGAUGGUUCUUUUAAAGCAGUAGUAGAUCUUAUUUUCAAGGCAUUUGGAAGUGAAGGGCAGACUAAUGUCUUGUUUUAAGAAACUGCUUAGUCCACCACUGAAGAAAAUAUCCAGAUAUUAUUUUCAUUUUAUGUAUAGGGGUUUCUUCAAAAAAAAAAAAAAGGAAAGAAAAGAAAAGGAAAAAAAGACAUAUAAAAAUAAUCUGGGAGCUUGGGGAAUUGGCCAGUCUAUUUACUUUCAAACACUGAUUCUUUCUUUGAUGUAAUUUAGCUAUACUAGUGAAGUUGUUGUCUAUUUUGAAAGUGGCUGUAAAAAAAAUAAGUUUAGGUAAACCCCUGCUGUAAAAUCAUGUAUCUUUGCAAAGUACAUAUCUAUACUUCAUUUUCAAAUAUAUGUGUUUCAGUACUGUAAACUGUACAGAUAGCAGCUUGUAUUUUGUGUGUUUAGACACAAGGAGACAAUCACGUCUGAGCAUCUAUGGAGAUUAACAGUUUGUACACAACAGUAUGGUUCUGCGAGUUAAAUCUGGAGCAAUAAAUUUUAGCUUUAAAUAUUUUUUGCCAGUUGUUUCUAGAAGCAGCAACAGCAGUGGCACAUUUUGCCAUGCAUCUUUCUGUAGAGACUUGAUGCCAAGUUUUACAAGACGAAAAGAUUAUGAUGCAUCCAGCAAUGACCUUCAGUUGUAUUGUGAUAAGAGGGGGAGAUGUGAUGAAAGUUUCAAUUAAUCUUUUGAGCACUAUAUUAGAGUAGUGGUUAUGCACUUGCAUUGCUUACAAACGAGCUGUACAGAAGGGUAUACCUCCCAAAUACUUAGUGUAGUUGACUUGUCUUGGGUUGCACUGUACGGCGGAGUACUCAGAGUAGUUGGAACCUGCAGAAUCAGUUGUAUAAAAAAAAAAAUUUAAACAGUGUUUUCUAGGAUACAGGAUAAAAUAUCAUAUCUUAGGGGGAGAAAUCCAUGACUGACAUAUUUUGACCAGCCCAGCAUUGGCUGUAUGUAUUCUUUUUGUUUGUUUAUUUUUUGCCUUAUGUUUUCGUAGGAAAAAUAAACACUUAAUAAAAUGUAUCCAAAUGUUUUAAUUCCAUGUAUGAUACGAAAGGGGUAGGUUUGUUUUAAAAUUUGAACCCAUCAAGGCCUCCUGCAUUGAGGCAUGGCUAGGUAUAUUUUUAAGUUAAAAAGAAUUCAUAAAUGUGAAGCAUUUUAAUCUUUUUAUCUUCCUUUCUCAUAGCCUCCCAGUUGUACCUGUGGCCUUCCUCUAGGCCCUCAGUGGAAUGUUCCAUUGCUUCCAUUUCCAGUCUUGUCACUCUAUGAUGUUGUUGUUCCUGAGAAGGCAGGGCCCCAGUCUGUGGAAUUCCAUAAAUACAAACAGCCCCCAAACACAAAGGAGUAAUGCUUCCUAGGUCCUCGGCCACCUUUUCAUGUAGGAUUUGGUUAUCUUAUGGCAAGUCAGGGUUCCUAAGGCUGUCUCAGGAGGACAAAUAUUAUUUGUGAUGACACGAUACCUAAGAAGUUUAUUUAUUUUUUUUGUCAGAUCAUAGAGACUAUUUUCAGCUUCAGCAAUAAAACAGAGUUUAGCAAAAACACAGAGUAUUAAAGUUGCCAUGUUACUGUCAUUUUUUGUUCUUUAUCCACUAGCCAGUUAUUUUAGCCUACGACAUCCAUUAGCCUUUUGAAAAAUGUUAGCAAAAUGGAUCAUGCAAAGAAAAGUAACUUGAGAAGAGAAAGGGUGAUGAAAAGGGCUGCAAAAUCUUAGAAAUCUUGUAGGUUUGAAUGGGAAGUCAUUUGACAGAGGAGAUUUUUAAAAACGUGGAAAGGGCACUUCAUGCAAGUUCUAGAGGGAGGGGUGGAUAAGUUACAAAUGCCAAUGUGAAAACAAGUGUCAUGAGUUGACUUGCCUAGAGUACGAACCCAAGGUCUAGUUAUGAUCAAAUCGCCUUUUUGAGGAGAAUUCAUUAUGUGUUACACCUAUCCAUGUUUAGAGAAGAGAAUUAAAUAAUCACAAACUAAAACGUGCUGUAUAUUAAUUUCGAGAUAGCUUUCUACUUGCUGUAUAUUCCUUUUAGGGUUUCUAGUUAGAAUUUCUAUUUCUGCUGUGGGAACAAUGAGAGCUAUAUGAGUUCUUUCUAGUUCCAUUUUUAUUUUACUUAUUUUUUAACCAGUUUGCUAACUAAUUACAAGUAAGUGAAAACUUACUUUCACACUUGAAUGGUAAGCUUGCUUUGCUUUUUGGAAAAUGAUGAUUGUUAUCACAGAAGUGAAACAAACUUCUUUCUAUUCAGGCUAAAUUGGGCAUACAAUAACAUAUAAAGAUCUCAAAGCAAUGUACUGAGAGUCUAAAAUACAUGCUAGUGUUGCAUGUCUUGAUGUGUUUUUGUUGGUUGGUUUUCUUAAAGAACUUAUGAAUCUGUAUAUUGUAAAAUGUGGUGUUUUACAUGUCAAUUCAAUUUUUUAAUGAAAGAAAAAUCUGUUGAUUAUUAAAAUGGAAAAGUGAAGCUUUUCUUUAAUUCUCUUAUAUGUUUUUAUUCUUGAUAUUGUUCUUUUACAUCACCCUUUUUAUGUUUUUGGGAAAACUCUAUUUAUAUAAUGUAGGGUGCGUAUAAAGUUCUCGUUGAUGAUGUUGACGAAAGAGAUUACUCUUUCGACCUCACUCUACUUCUCUUCCCUCUAAGUCGAUGUACUGAGAACUUAUAAAGCAUAUCAUUAUAACCCUAAGGGGGUGAUUUAAAGGUUUACAUUUUCAUGAUUCUAAAAUACCAUUGAAAUGUAACUUUUAAAAAUUCCUCACUGUGUGUUUCAUAUUCAAUACCAAGAAAAUUCAGAAUAUACCCAUCAGAAUAUAGUUCAUGCAAACUAUACAACUUAAAAAAUUACAUAUCAGAUAAGCCAAGUAAAACUUUGCAAGAGAGGACUACAUACACUGGAGUCUUGCUUUCUUUAAGUGUAGAUGAAGAGAUACCAUAUUCUGUCAGCAUUUGGGGAGAACAUGGAAAAUCCUUGGGAUGUUGGUGCAUAGUGCACCAAUUUCCUUGUCAGCUGUCACUCAGCACCCUAACUAAGUAACAUCACAAGAACACCAUAAUGGAAAUCUCUCUUUCCAGGCCUUUAGACUAAAAUGGCUUUCUGAUGGAUUCUACCCGCUUGUGUCCAAGUGGAGGAAUAUAUACAGAAAUGUAUCCAUCCUUGGGAGAAAAAAACAAAAAGAGCCUUUCUCCAGUGUAAGAGUAUAUAAAAAUGCCUCCUGGUUGCUUGAUUCUCAACACCCAACUUCCUCCUUCUAAACACAUGGAUAGGGAGCAAGGGAUGGUGGGCUUCCUAUGAAUUAAUAUUAAGCAAUCACUAAAAGAAAGGAAUAUUCCUUUUCUUUCAUUCAGAGCCGUUGGCAUGCAAAGUUGCACAAUUAAUACUAAAACAUUUAAAGUCUUUAAGCUGAUAGUAUCUGUAAUCAAAUAAUGAGAAGACGAAAGCAGUUAAAUGAACACACCAUUCAGGGUCAAAUAUGUUAGGAGAAAGCUGUAGUGGGUCUUUGAUCAUGGUUAGAUUCACAGUGAUAUCAAACAGUUGGUUCUCAUCUAACAGCUAAAUGUUUCAGAUUUUGUUUUUAUUAAAUUUGGCAGUUUCACACUGAGAUCUGUAUUCCUAGUGAAUGAAAGACAGCUAUGUUAGGAGGGAUUCUAUUUUCACAAUUGCAAGGAAGUCAGAGAUAUUUCAGGAACAUGGGCCACAAAAUGUACUCCUUUCACAGUGUUCUCCUAUUCUGAACUGUGCAGUUAUCUAUUAAAUUUUCUAAUAGAUAUUUGUGUAAGGUGUAUGUAUGCUUGUGCAAUUAUAAAAAAGCAGUUUUGGAAAACAGUGUAUUUAUUAAAGAAAAUUACUUAUGGGGCAUGUACAAAACUGUAAAAAAACCUUAAAAAAAAUCACAUUCAAUUUGCCCAGUAAAGUUGUUUAUGUGAAAUUUCUGUGUUGUUGAAUAAAGGACUUUAGUAUUCAAAAUA
Molecule: messenger RNA, 4950 nt
Organism: Hipposideros armiger (great roundleaf bat)
Lineage: Eukaryota; Metazoa; Chordata; Mammalia; Chiroptera; Hipposideridae
Gene: CXXC4
Product: CXXC finger protein 4
Exons: 3
Coding region: 39-971 (310 amino acids)
Cellular component (GO): nucleus
Molecular function (GO): methyl-CpG binding; zinc ion binding
Source: RefSeq, a predicted model, not a curated record